CCCCGCAUGAUAGCCAGGCCCCACGAGCCCCGGCGCCAGGCUUUGCCCGGGGAGGCUCCGCCCUGGGCUUUUCUUUCCGGGGGCGCCCUUGGGCAUGUGUGUCUGCCUCUUGGCAUCCUUUUCUUGUUUUGUAAGCAGUCGCCAAGUGAGGGGACGUCUGCAUUUGCUCUAACGAGGAAAAAACAAAACAAAACAAAAAAUCAACUACUUGGUUUCACACAUUUAGUGACCCGAUUUAGCCAGGCUUUCUUUUAUUCCAAAACGUACCAAAGCGUACCAAAGCGUCUUUCAUGUGCUGCCCCUAGGGCUAGAUAAAGAAUAAACCGUUGCGACCGAAGUUGACCUGGUUUCUUCCAAUAGAGUACUGUUGAGCGAGGUUCAGCGAGGAGACUCAAACAUGAAACACAAUCAUGCAAGCGAACAUGUAAAUAAAAGUUGCGACAGAAUACGAUAGAAAGAGCAAGAAAAAGAUGAACCCUCAUUUAGGAAGGGUGGUCAAGAAAGAUUUUCCAAAUAUCGACGCUAAAGAUGGAACAGGAGAAGUUAAGGCAAGGACCGGGGAGAAUGCAUUUCGGAAAAGGAAGAGAUACCCCUGUGUUUUUCCGCGUUGGCCGAGAAAAUGGCUUGAGAGAUGUUAUAAUGGAUCAUCAUGUUUCCACCAUUAAACCCCGAAGAAUCCAAAAUCAGAAUGUCAUUCACCGCUUAGAACGCCGGCGUAUCAGUUCAGGCAGGGCGGGGACCCACUGGCAUCAGGUCCGGGUGUUCCACCAGAAUGUCUUCCCUAACUUCACCGUCGUCAACGUUGAAAAGCCUCCUUGUUUCUUGCGUAAAUUCUCACCUGAUGGGCGCUACUUUAUUGCUUUUUCUUCUGACCAGACAUCUCUUGAAAUUUAUGAGUACCAGGGCUGUCAGGCAGCCGAGGACCUCUUGCAAGGCUAUGAAGGGGAGAUCUUGUCCAAUGGCAAUGACCAGCGGUCAGUCAGCAUCCGAGGCCGGCUUUUUGAACGUUUUUUCGUCCUGUUGCACAUUACCAAUGUAGCAGCCAAUGGUGAGCACUUGAACCGGGAGUGUAGCCUCUUCACUGAUGACUGCCGGUGUGUCAUCGUGGGCUCCGCUGCCUAUCUCCCAGAUGAACCGCACCCUCCUUUCUAUGAGGUCUAUCGGAACAGUGAGUCAGUGACCCCCAAUCCACGGUCCCCUCUGGAGGACUAUUCCCUCCACAUCAUUGACCUUCACACGGGCCGUUUGUGUGACACACGCACCUUCAAGUGUGACAAAGUGGUCUUGUCACACAACCAGGGGCUGUACUUGUACAAAAACAUCCUGGCCAUCCUGUCUGUGCAGCAGCAGACCAUUCACGUCUUCCAGGUGACGCCUGAAGGCACGUUCAUCGAUGUGCGGACCAUCGGUCGCUUCUGCUAUGAGGACGACCUGCUCACGGUGUCAGCCGUUUUCCCGGAGGUGCAGCGGGACAGUCAGACAGGCAUGGCCAAUCCCUUUAGGGACCCUUUCAUCAACUCCCUGAAGCACCGCUUGCUGGUGUACCUGUGGCGCAGGGCCGAGCAGGAUGGGAGCCCGAUGGCCAAGAGGCGUUUCUUCCAGUACUUUGACCAGCUGCGGCAGCUGCGCAUGUGGAAGAUGCAGCUGCUGGACGAAAACCAUCUGUUCAUCAAAUACACCAGCGAGGACGUAGUGACCCUGCGGGUCACAGACCCGUCUCAGGCCUCGUUCUUUGUGGUGUACAACAUGGUGACGACAGAGGUGAUCGCGGUGUUUGAGAACACAUCUGAUGAGCUGCUGGAGCUCUUUGAGAACUUCUGUGACCUCUUCCGCAAUGCUACCCUGCACAGUGAAGUCCAGUUUCCUUGUUCAGCCUCUAGCAACAAUUUUGCACGGCAGAUCCAGCGCCGGUUCAAAGACACGAUUAUAAAUGCCAAGUAUGGAGGCCACACGGAGGCUGUGCGUCGGCUGCUCGGCCAGCUCCCCAUCAGUGCCCAGUCUUACAGUGGCAGCCCCUACCUGGAUUUGUCUCUCUUCAGCUACGAUGACAAGUGGGUGUCAGUCAUGGAGCGACCCAAGACUUGUGGAGAUCACCCGAUCAGGUUCUAUGCCCGGGACUCUGGCUUGCUGAAGUUUGAGAUCCAGGCAGGCUUGCUGGGCCGCCCCAUCAACCACACAGUGCGGCGCCUCGUUGCCUUCACCUUUCACCCUUUUGAGCCGUUCGCUAUCUCUGUGCAGAGGACUAACGCAGAGUAUGUUGUCAACUUCCACAUGCGACACUGCUGUACCUCGCUGCCCCACCACAGCCGCACUGCCCAGGACUUCGCCCCUGCUUGACGCCAUGGACUCCAGAGCAAAAGCCGCAGGCUGCCAGCUUUGGGGAUUCCAGACUGGAAGCCCUCCCCGACCUAAGACAGCGCCUGAGGCACGGGGGACGGAGUGCAACCUAGUGGGCCUUGGUUUUCCUGUUACCUGGCUGAUCAUUUUUAAAGUUCUCUCGCUUUUCCCUGUGGGAACACUUAGCAUUACGUCCAUUCUAUUUUGUUUACUUAGCAUUUUAUUAUGACUGUGAAGAUAGAAGCAUUACACCUUCCCCCUGGAUGCCAAUCUUCGGCAUUACGGUCUGAAACCUGCAGCAGGUAAAUCAUGUUUACUCCUGAGAAUUAUGUACUCCUUUCCACUUCUCCGACAAGCAGGGCUCUUUAUAAGAGAAAAUAAAGUCUUGGUAUUUUCUUAUGAAA
Myodes glareolus (Bank vole) is the source of this 2741-nucleotide messenger RNA. RefSeq names its product DET1 partner of COP1 E3 ubiquitin ligase (gene Det1). NCBI's taxonomy places the organism in Eukaryota, Metazoa, Chordata, Mammalia, Rodentia, Cricetidae. Gene Ontology annotation, biological process: protein ubiquitination; positive regulation of proteasomal ubiquitin-dependent protein catabolic process. The record is from RefSeq and is a predicted model, not a curated record. Gene Ontology annotation, cellular component: cullin-RING ubiquitin ligase complex; nucleus. Gene Ontology annotation, molecular function: ubiquitin protein ligase binding; ubiquitin-like ligase-substrate adaptor activity.